Molecule: messenger RNA, 3121 nt
Organism: Trichomycterus rosablanca
Lineage: Eukaryota; Metazoa; Chordata; Actinopteri; Siluriformes; Trichomycteridae
Gene: raf1a
Product: Raf-1 proto-oncogene, serine/threonine kinase a
Exons: 18
Coding region: 106-2079 (657 amino acids)
Biological process (GO): Ras protein signal transduction; protein phosphorylation
Cellular component (GO): cytoplasm
Molecular function (GO): protein kinase activity; ATP binding
Source: RefSeq, a predicted model, not a curated record
CGCUGGGCUCUAUUUGAAUCGGCUGAUGACGUCACCGCUGAGCUGACUGAGCUACUAUGGCGGAUCUGAAGUUUUCAAACUUUUACUGAUUCGUCCACUUUUCCAAUGGAGCACCUCCAGGGAGCUUGGAAGACCCUAAGCAACGGGCUGGGGAUGAAGGAGUCCGCGCUGGAGAGUCCCUGCAUCUCCCCCACCGCCGCGCAGGAGUUUCCCUAUCAGCGGCGCUCGUCGUCGGAAGACUCCAAGAUCCCCGACUCCAAAACCAUCCGCGUGUACCUGCCCAACAAGCAGCGCACCGUGGUGAAUGCGCGGCCUGGUAUGACUCUCCACGGCUGCCUCAUCAAGGCGCUGAAGGUUCGAGGACUUCAGCCCGAGUGCUGCGCCGUCUACAAACACAACGCCGUCCAACGGAGUAAAACGUCUCGGAUGGACUGGAACACGGACUCGGCCCUGCUCAUCGGGGAGGAACUGCGGGUGGAGGUGCUAGACCAUGUGCCUCUGACCACACACAACUUUGUCCGGAAGACAUUUCUGAAGUUGGCCUACUGUGACAUGUGCCAGAAGUUCCUCCUGAACGGCUUCCGCUGCCAGACCUGCGGGUAUAAGUUCCACGAGCACUGCAGCACCAAGGUUCCCACCAUGUGUCUGGACUGGAGCAACAUCAGGCAGCUCAUUUUUAACAGGUUAUUUCCAACCCCGGGUGAAAGUGCCACGCUGCCUCCGUACACCGCCAGGAGAAUGAGGGAGUCCAUGUGCAGGAUACCCAGCAGCUCGCAGCACAGAUACUCGACCCACGCGUUCAACGACGGCGCGGCGUACCCACCCUCGGGCGGCGCGCUCUCUCAGAGGCAGCGCUCCACCUCCACCCCCAACGUGCACAUGGUCAGCGCGGCCCUGCCCGUCGACAGCAGCCUGAUCGAGCUAGAUUGCCUGAACACCUCUCCUAGUUCCUGGUGUCGGCGGUUUUGUCUGAGGAGAAGAGAUGCGAUACGUCAUGGACACGGUCAAGGCUCAGCAGGUAGUUCUCCGAACCAAAGUCCGACUGGCUGGAACCAGCCCAAAACUCCCCCUCCAGCUCCGAAAGAGAGGGCGUCGUCCUUCACUUCUCAGGAGAAAAACAAAAUUAGGCCGAGAGAUAAGAGAGACUCGAGCUACUACUGGGAGAUCGAAGCCAGCGAGGUCAUGCUGCACUCCAGAAUCGGCUCGGGCUCCUUCGGAACCGUGUACAAAGGGAAAUGGCACGGUGACGUGGCGGUGAAGGUUUUAAAAGUGACGGAUCCCACGCCGGAGCAGUUCCAGGCUUUCCGCAACGAAGUCGCGGUCCUACGCAAGACCAGACACGUGAACAUCCUGCUGUUCAUGGGCUACAUGACGAGAGAUAACCUGGCCAUCGUGACGCAGUGGUGCGAGGGCAGCAGCCUCUACAAACACCUCCACGUGCUGGAGACCAACUUCCAGAUGUUCCAGCUGAUCGACAUCGCCAGGCAGACGGCCCAGGGCAUGGACUACUUGCACGCCAAGAACAUCAUCCACCGAGACAUGAAGUCAAACAACAUCUUCCUGCACGAGGGCCUGACGGUGAAAAUCGGGGAUUUCGGCCUGGCCACGGUGAAGGCCCGGUGGAGCGGCUCUCACCAGGUUGAGCACCCCUCAGGAUCCAUAUUAUGGAUGGCUCCUGAGGUGAUGCGAAUGCAGGACAACAAUCCGUACAGUUUCCAGUCAGACGUUUACUCGUACGGCAUCGUCCUGUACGAACUGAUGACCGGAGAGCUUCCUUAUUCCAACAUAGCUAUCAGAGACCAGAUCAUCUUCAUGGUUGGCAGCGGUUACCUGACCCCAGAUCUCACCAAGCUCUAUAAGAGCUGCCCCAAAGCCAUGAAGCGCCUGGUCGCCGACUGCAUUAAGAAAUCCGAAGAUGAACGGCCUCUGUUCCCACAGAUCCUGUCGUCCAUCGAGCUGCUGCAGCACUCGCUCCCCAAGAUCAACCGCAGCGCCUCGGAGCCGUCGCUGCACCGAGCCACCCACACCGAGGACAUCAACACCUGCACUUUAACCUUCACCAAGCUGCCCGUCUUCUGACCCGCUCAGCCGAGGCUGAUGGGAAAUCUCUCGCGUGUCAGGUUUUUUUUAAAGACUCGGAUGCACUCGAGCGUUAGAGGUGACCUGCGCCUCGUGUAGUCGCGUUUCCCGAGCGGAUCGUAUCAACGACGUCAGGCGACGCACAGGCGCGUUCACAAACUCACAAAUUUACAGUAAGAAAUUGUUACAGUGAAACUGAGACUGUUGUGGACGUGACGUGUAGCUCUGCCGAACGGAAGGAACUGAGCAGCUUUUUUGUUUUUGCAGCCUGUGUGAUUUCAGGACAGUCGAUGCGGAGAGGUGCGGCUGUGACCAUCGAAUGUUCGGAAACAGAAAAAGACCUUAUCAAUCACUUUGCUUUGUCUUGCGUGUGAACUUUUAUAACCGUUCAGUCGAUUUUCACGGUUUCACGGUUGGAUAAAUGUGUAACGUACGUCCCGAAACACUCGAGUGUUCAGCUGCCUUUCAAAAAAGAAAAUCUAAUUCAUAUCGUAUUUUAGAUAGUCUGACGUAUUUGGGGUCUGAUAUAUAUGUUUUGAAUUUCAGCGGCGCUAUUGGCCGACCGGGCUUCAACAGACGUGAUUGGCUAUGUCUGAUGGGGGGAGGCCGAACAGACAAGCUGCUCCUGACUUUAAUAAAUAAGCAGGGUUGCAUCAGGAUGUAAAAACUGGAGUCCGUUGUUAAAGCUGUGCUGAAUCAGGUAUCCGGACCGGAAGGAUCCACUGUUGCGAUGCCUAAAUGCAGGAGCAGCUCUGAUUCUCUAAUCCAGCCAUGUAGCUCUAGUGCUAAAAGCAAGAUUCAGACCUCCGACCCCAGUCAAGUACAUUUAUAUUACGUUAAAGUGGAAAACGUGUGAAUUAGAUUUUAAUUUUAAUAAUGACCUCUUUCUUUAAGGUUCAUUUUGUAAUAGCGCUCGACAUAUCAAAACCGCCUCGACUCUUUAGUGAUGGUCGGCUCACUUCUGAAGAUUUUAUUGCAGACUUUAGUACGUACUGUUGUUCCAUAAUGGUUAUUUUAAUAAAAUUUAAGUUAAAUCCAUUAA